UAUCACGCUCUCGGAGUAUGUCGAGUAUGGACGAACCUCACAGCUUUUCUGAACUGAGGAUUGUUUUGCUGGGGAAGAACAGCUCAGAGAUCAGCAGAGUGGGAAACUCCAUCCUGAGCAGAGACGUGUUUGAUACUGAAGCUCCUCCUCCUUCAGUAGAGCAGCACAGUGAGAGAGCCAGAGGAAAUGUGGAGGGAAGAUACAUCACCCUAAUCAACACUCCUCACCUGUUUGAUCCUGAUAUCUCUGUGUAUCAGAUCACGGUGCGGAUUAAAGAGUGCAUGUCUCUGUGUGCUCCUGGACCUCAUGGUGUUGUGCUGAUUCUACAGCCAAACGACUUCACUGAGACAGACAGCAGCCGAAUUAAUCACAUCCUCAGCUCUCUGUCUGAGGAGGCCCAUAAAUACACCCUGGUUCUGACAACACAGAACAAAGAAACUGGCACCAGUUUAGAUCCAGUUCAGGAGAAGAUCAUACAGAAAGUCAUCACAAAAUACAGUAACAGACAUUUAGAGUGGAUUAAUUGUAGUUGUGCAACUUUUGUGGAAAUGAUAGAAAAGAUAGUUGAAGAGAAUGGAGGGAGCCUUAUCUGUGAGGAGUUUGAGGAGGCUUCAAUUGCUUUAGAACAUUAUCAUACAAAAGAGCAAGAACAUGAAGAAACAGAAGAACUACAAGAGUAUGACCAAACAGAACUGGAGGAACGUGAGGGGACAAAACAGCAAGGAUUUGAAGGUGAUCUACCUCAACAGAAGCAUGAGAAAAUUAAAACAACUCUAAUGACCAGUGUGACCAAACAUUUCAGUGGAUCUAAACCAAGAUCAAACGUAGUCCUGCUUGGGAGGGAAAAUGAAGCAAAGACCUCAAUAUCUAAACUUCUACUUGGUAAAAAAUUCUCUACAUCUCACCAGAAAGUGGAACAGAAGUCCAGCUCAGUGUGUGUAAGGAAGGAGGGAGAAGUGUGUGGACGUCUGAUCGAUCUGGUGGAGAUGCCAGCUCUCUACAACACUCAGCUCUCUGAAGAGGAAGUGAUGCAAGAGGCUUUCCACUGUGUCUCUCUCUGUGAUCCUGGAGUUCAUGCCUUUUUCAUAGUCAUUUCUGAAGGCCGCCUCACUGAUGAAGACAAAGCAGAAAUGGAGAUGAUCCAGAGAAUCUUCAGCUCAAGGCUCAACAAGAACACCAUAGUCCUAAUCAGCCGGCAAUCUCAGAGCAAAGAACUGGAUGCCAGUGUUAAGAAAGUGAUAAAGGCUUUUGGCAGACGAUACAAAUUUUUAGACAGCAAAACAGAUUCAACACAGCUGAUUAAAUGUUUGGAGAUGCUUCAUACAGAGAGCAGAGGGAGCCUGUACACCAUGGACAUGUAUGUAGAAGCCCAGGUUACAACACAGCUGCAGUACAAAAAACACAUUCAAAAUCUACAACAGAAAAUCAGUGAUCUUGAACGGAGGAACUGGAGUCAAAUACAAGGUUCACCAAAAAGCCCUGAGGCCUUGCGGAUUGUUCUGCUGGGGAAGACUGGAGUUGGGAAGAGUGCAACAGGAAACACCAUCUUGGGGAAAGAGGACGUGUUUAUGGAAGAUAUUGGUGGAUCAGUUACUGUUGUGUGUCAGAAAGAGUCAGCUGACAUACAUGGGAGGCAGAUCACUGUGGUUGACACUCCAGGACUGUUUGAUACUAAUGUUCCUAAUGUGGAGAUCACUAAAGAGAUCACUAAGUGCAUCUCCAUGGCAGCUCCAGGUCCACAUGUGUUCUUGCUGGUGCUGAGCAUCGGACAGCGCUUCACCCAAGAGGAGCAAGACACAGUGAAUAUGAUCAAGGAUACAUUUGGUGAAAAAUGUAAAAUGUACACUAUAGUGGUCUUCAGUAAAGGAGAUUUUCUAAAAGGAAACACAAUUGAACAGUACAUAGAGAAGUGUGGACCAACCUUGAAGAGAUUUCUGUUUGACUUUGGUAACAGAUAUCAUGUGCUCAACAACAGCAAUAAAAGCAGCUCCACCCAGGUCACUGAUCUACUGGAGAAGAUCGACUCCAUGGUGACAGUGAAUGGAGGGAGCUGCUACACUAAUGAGAUGUUCCAGCAGGUAGAGAAAGCUCUACAAGAUGAACAGGAGAGAAUAUUGAAGGAGAAAGAGGAGGAGAUAGAAAGAGAGAAAGAAAGACUGAAAGCCAAAUAUGAAGCUGAAAUGGAGGGAAUGAGAGUAGAGAUUCAGAAAGAAAAAGAAAAACAAGAAGCAGAAGGUAGAAGAAGAGAGAAAGAAUUUAAAGAAAAAGAACUGGAGAUAAAAAGAGAGAUGACUGAAAGGGAAAGGAAACAAAGAGAAGACAUAAAGAAAAGAAGAGAAGAAGAUGAGAAAAAGAUGCAAGAGUGGAUGGCUGAGAUUCACAGAGAAAGAGAGGAGAACAGACAACGGUGGGAGAAACAAAGAGAGGAAGAUCAGAAACGGAGAAAUCAGGAGGAGGAGGAAAGAAGAAAGAAAGAAGAAGAAUGGAAGAAAAAACAGAAUGAGGAAAGAGAGAAGUUUGAGAAAGAAAGAGAAGACAUGGAGAAGAAUGUAAGAGAAGAACUAAUGAAAUUACAGCAGGACUAUAAACAAAAGGCAGAAGAGGAGGAGAAAAGGCGAAAGGAACUGGAAGAGAAAAUCCAGCAUGCGGAGGAAAGUAAAAAGAAGGAGCUACAAGAGCUGCAGUUAACUCAGCAGAGAGAGUGGAUAAAGAGGAUGGAGGAGGAGGAGAAGAGGAGAGAAAAACAACAGAAAUAUUGGGAGAAAACAAUUGCAUCAAUGGAGGAAGCCUGGACUUUACAGCAGAUUAGAAAGCAAAAACAACAUGAAUGGGAAAAAGAAAAAGAAAUUGAGGGAAAAGAUUUAAAAGAAAAGGAGAGAAAAGAGAAAGAAGAACAGGAGAGGAAACGAAUAGAAAAUGAGGCAAAUGAAAAAAUAAGACAGAUGAAGGAACAACUGGAGGCACAAAGAGAGAAAGAGGAGAAAGAAAGAAAUGAAAAAGAAGAACAACUCAGAGAGGAAAUGGAGGAACAGCUACAGAAGCAGCUGGAGUCUUUUCGAAAAGAGAGAGAGGAAGAAGAGAUUAUACGGACUGAAGUUGAAAGGAGAAACCUUGAAUUCAUUAUAGAGACUCACACCAGAGAGAUAGAGAAUCUUAAAACACUGACUGAAGUAGUAGCAAGAAAACAAGCAGAGGAGGAGUUUCAUGCCAAACUUGAUGAAAAGGUAAAAGAGGCAAGAGACAAAGGAUUUGUAGAGGGCUGUGCAGAGGUAGAGGCAGAAAGAACAGCACUGGGCAGAAGAGUAGAUCGAUUUGUUCAUAAUGUUUGUCACACCAAGUUGGCCCUUAAUACAUGGCGUUCCUCACCCCCACUGGCCAUGCCAUUUGGGCUCAUGAAUGCCCCCACCAUCUUCCAGCGCUUCAUAAGUGAUGUGCUGAGGGAGGCCUUGGGUCACCAUGUACACGUCUACCUCGACAAUAUACUCAUUUACAGUCACUCCCUCGAGGAACACAUCGGGCAUGUCAGGCGAGUCCUCCAGCUGUUACUGGAGAACUGCCUGUAUGUUAAACUGGAGAAGUCAGAGUUCCAUGCCUCAACAGUAUCAUUCCUGGGCUUUGUGGUGUCUAAAGGCACCCUUUGCAUGGAUCCUGCCCAGAUCAAGGCUGUGGUGGCAUGGCUCUGUCCUACCUCUCUCGAGUUGGUCCAGCAGUUCCUGGAGUUUGUCAACUUCUUCUGGUGCUUCAUACGGAACUUUAUUUCUGUGGCGGCUCCCCUCACCUGGAAGACUCCAGUGGGCACCUUCCUAGUCAGACCCCACUCCAGAGCCCAUUAUUCCCACUCCUCGCAUUCUGGCUCCUCUCUAAUGGAAGCUGGAGACCAUCACCCAGGAGGCACUCCUGGUAAGAUGUACAUUCUCACAGCAUUUGGGUUCCCUCAGCCCAUGUUUGCUGAACAGUUUUGGGGUGAGGUUAGGGUCCCUGCUGCUGAACAAUUUGUAAGGCAUUGCCGGAGGGCAUGGCAGAAGGCCUGCGCAUUGCUGCUGACCACGACUGAGGCCAGGAAAUGCAUAGCUGACUGCAAGAGACAUGGCAUGCCAACUUUCUGUCAGCGAAUCUGGCUGUCUGUUAAGGACCGCCCUCACCAGCAUGGCACCCAGUAUCUGGUGGCCUGGGAGGGCUACGGACCCGAGGAGCGGUCUUGGGUUUCUGCACGCCACAUUUUCGACCUGGGACUCAUCCAGGAGUUCCGGCAGGUAAAAGGUGCCACAGUUGUAUGGACCUCCAAAAUUUAUGAGAAAGACCUGAAAGAGAUGCUUCCAGGAGACUAUGUCUAUGCCAAAGUCUUCAAAAGGAAGUGGAAUGAGCCCAGAUAUGAGGGGCCUUUCAAGCUAAACCCCAAGAUGCUGGAGAACCAUCCACUGCAGAUGUCCCUGCCCAACAGCCUGAGGAAGCUGCAGAUCAAACAACAGGUGAGUGGCAACUGGAUGUUGACAAAGGCCCCACUGACGACGAAGGAGGCAAAACUGCAGAAUCUGAGGAGCAGAUUAGCCAUCAGAAUGAUGAGUAAAAAGAUGAACUUGGUUGUGUGUGGGAGUGAUGGAACAGGGAAGUCCUCCAUAUCAGAUCUCAUACUGGGUCAGAGAGAGCGCUGUCCAGAGUCCAGCUCAGUGUGUGUGAGGAGGGAGGGAGAAGGGUGUGGAUGUCUGGUCACUCUGGUGGAGAUGCCAGCUCUCUACAACACUCAGCUCUCAGAGGAGGAAGUGAUGCAGGAGACUCUCCGCUGUGUCUCUCUCUGUGAUCCUGGAGUUCAUGCUUUUCUCCUUGUCAUUCCUGAUGGACGUCUCACUGAUGAAGACAAAAAAGAAAUAGAGAAGAUCCAGACAAUCUUUGGAUCCACGUUCAGCAACUACUCCAUGGUCCUCAUCACUAGAGAGACUGAGCAGGCAACAGUAGAUUUAGAUGAAGCAACUAAAGAUAUAAUUGAAACUUGUAAAGGACGUAGUCAUGUUUUAGACACCAACAGAAAGUCAGAGCUUUUGAAAUAUGUAGAGCAGAUGGUAGUACAAAACGGUGAAAGCUCCUAUACAGCACACAUGUAUUGCAGUGCACAUGUGGCUAAGGUUAGAAAACUGAGGAAUAAAAUCAGUAAUCUUAAAAAACAAAUAAAUCAGAUACAAGAAUCUUCCCCAGGUAGAGAUGAACUAAGAGUCGUGCUUCUGGGGAAGACUGGAGCGGGGAAGAGCGCUUCAGGAAACACCAUCCUGGAAAAUAAAGUUUUCAAAGAGUUGCUUUGCGCUCGAUCAGUUACCAGUGUGUGUCAGAAAGAAUCAGCUGAAGUCAGAGGGAGACGGAUCCCUGUGAUUGACACUCCAGGACUUUUUGAUACAGAUAUUCCUGAGAUAGAGGUCAGGAAGGAAAUUGCUAAGUGUAUCACCAUGGCAGCUCCAGGUCCACACGUCUUUCUGCUGGUUCUUACACUGGGACGCUUCACACAAGAGGAGAAAGAUGCAGUGAAGAUGAUCCAAGAUCUGUUUGGCGAUGAAUCCAGAAGAUACACCAUGGUGCUGUUCACCAGAGGAGAUGAUCUGCAGGAAAUGAAGAUGAGUAUUGAGGACUUUAUUAAAAAUUCAGAGUUUAGUUUACAAAACAUCAUUCACCAGUGUGAUAACAGACACCAUGUGUUCAAUAACAGAAAUCAUGAAGACCACAGUCAGGUCACUGAUCUACUGGAGAAGAUCAGCUCCAUGGUGGCAGUGAAUGGAGGGAGCUGUUACACUAAUGAGAUGUUCCAGCAAGUCGAGAAAGCUCUGAAAGAAGAUAAAGAAAGAAUACUCAUAGAGAGACAGAAGGAGAUAGAGAGAGAGAAAGAAGAACUGAAAGUUAAAUAUGAAGUUGAAAUUAAGAAAAUGAAGAAGACAAUGGAAGAGGUUAGGCACAGUCUGGAAAAAGAAAGGAGAGAAAAAGAAAAAGAGUUUCAAAAGAGAGAAGCACAAGUUAAGAUGGAGAAAAAUGAAGAACUCCGAAGAGAAAUGGACAAAAAACUUAGAGCACUGCAAGAUGCUUUUAAUAAGGAAGUAGAAAGAAAACAGCAGGCCCUUAAAGAACAGAUGCAUGAAGACCUGGAACAGGAAAAAGAAAAGUACAAGAGAAAAAAAGAAAAGAUGUUGAAGGAGGCAGAGAACAAGGCAAGACUGCAAGCUGAAAAGGAAUUCUGCUAUAAACUGGACAUGGCGGUGACCAAAGCCAGAGAACAGGGCAAGAAAGAGGGCUAUGAGGAAGGGAAGAGAGAUGCUGAAAGAGGUUCUGCGUCCCAUCAGUCAUAUGCAGGGCGACUAGCACAUGAAGGUUGCAAAUAUGUAGGCCCUGUAGGAGGUGCAGUAGGAGGACUUAUUGGUGGUAUUGUGGAUAAUUAUAUUAUACGUUUAUGAAAAAACUUUUGUAUAUAAACCACAAGAGAGGGGAGGCAACUCCAUAUUAAAACCCAUGAUUUUGGCAUAUGAUACUAAACAUUACACAAGACAGAUCCAAAUUAAUCAUUAAUUAUUGCUCAAAGUAUUUAGGUUCACAAAGUAUUCAUGACUCAUACAAAAUCUGUACAAAGCAUUUAUUAACUAUACAGUAACAUUACAGUAAAGUGAUAUUAUUGGUCCUGGUUCUGUGUAGCUAAGAGAAGAGCUUUUGUUUAUGAUUUCUCUUAAGUAACUUUUUAGUGAAGGCUCAGUGAAAGUAGGAGGCUAAUAGCUGAAUAUGCAUUUAAAAUAUUCACUUUUUAGGCUUUCAUGUUGCAGUCUUUUUCUGGGGUUAUUAUGAGUUUAAGUCUACAUUU
Colossoma macropomum (tambaqui) is the source of this 6826-nucleotide messenger RNA. RefSeq lists its product as uncharacterized. Bases 18 to 6428 code for a protein of 2136 amino acids. The record is from RefSeq and is a predicted model, not a curated record. Lineage: Eukaryota; Metazoa; Chordata; Actinopteri; Characiformes; Serrasalmidae. The transcript has 13 exons. Gene Ontology annotation, molecular function: GTP binding.